Messenger RNA from Entamoeba dispar SAW760, 598 nucleotides. Its product is annotated as heat shock protein, putative. Gene Ontology annotation, molecular function: heat shock protein binding; ATP-dependent protein folding chaperone; ATP hydrolysis activity. The annotation marks the transcript as partial. Gene Ontology annotation, cellular component: mitochondrion; cytoplasm. The record is from RefSeq and is a predicted model, not a curated record. Lineage: Eukaryota; Evosea; Mastigamoebida; Endamoebidae. The transcript has a single exon. Gene Ontology annotation, biological process: protein refolding; cellular response to unfolded protein.
AUGUUCAUCUCACAACCUACAAGGUCAACUUGCAUUGGAAUUGACUUAGGAACAACAAAUUCAUGUAUGUGUGUUUUUGAUAAAACAACACCUCGAAUUCUUGAGAAUGCAGAAGGAAAACGAACAACACCAUCUUGUGUUUCUUUUACACCAACAGGAAUAUUAGUUGGAGAAGCAGCAAAACGAAUGGAAGCAUUACAUCCAACAACUACUAUCAGUGGAAUUAAGAGAAUGAUAGGAUGUCAAUACAAAAAUGAUAAACAAGAAAGAAGACCUUACAAAAUUGUUAAAGGAAGGAAUGGAGAAGGAUGGAUUCAUAUUAAUGGGAAGACAUAUUCUCCAACAGAAAUUUCAUCAAUGAUUCUUAAGAAAUUAAAAAAAGAUGCAGAGGCUAAACUAGGGAAAAGAGUAGAUGAAGCAGUUAUCACAUGUCCAGCAUAUUUUAAUGAUGCACAAAGACAAGCUACUAAAGAUGCAGGAACACUUGCAGGAUUAAAAGUUAAAAGAAUUAUUAAUGAACCAACAGCAGCAGCAUUAGCAUAUGGAAUAGAUACAAGAAAAGAAAAUGAAGAAAGAAUAUUGCAGUUUAUGAUCUUGG